This is a messenger RNA of Arachis ipaensis, 1149 nucleotides long. The record is from RefSeq and is a predicted model, not a curated record. NCBI's taxonomy places the organism in Eukaryota, Viridiplantae, Streptophyta, Magnoliopsida, Fabales, Fabaceae.
AUGGGAGACUUCAAUGAAAUAGUGCGUGUGGAGGAACGAAAAGGUGCUGAUAGUUUAUCCAGGUCUGCAGAGGAGUUUAAGGAAUGGAUCCAGGAUAUGCAAUUAGUGGAUCUCCCACUCACUGAUCGUAAGUUUACCUGGUUUCGUGGCCGCUCGUGCAGUCGUCUUGAUCGGGCUAUGGUUAGUGUGGAAUGGCUAGAAGAGUUUCCUGAGAUUCGGUUGAAGGGCGGACCCAGGGGUCUGUCAGAUCACUGUCCUAUAAUAGUGGAAGAAAAUAUAAGAAGGGGAGGUCCUAGGCCGUUCCGCAGUCUUGAUUCGUGGUUUACUCAUGAAGGUUUUCUUCGAAUGGUGAAGGAGGAAUGGAAAGGUUUAGGGGAGAUGCAGUUCACUGAUAAGUUGAAAGCGCUGAUGGUUCCUUUGGGAAAAUGGCACAAGGACAACUUCAGGGAGAUGGACAACAAAAUUCAGAGGUUAGAGGAAGAGAUUAGGAAGGUUGAUGAGUUGGUAGGAAAUGGAGUGUAUGAUGGAACUAUGGAGGCUAGAAGAAAGGCGUUAGUUACUUGUUGUGAGAGGUGGUAUGUGAGGAAAGAGGUUCACUGGAAGCAGAUGUCUCGAUCUCGACAAGCAAAGGAUAUGGACAAGAACACAAGAUAUUUCCAUAAUAUAGCGUUUGCAAGAAGAAGAAAUAAUAGGAUUGAUUCCCUGGUUGUUAAUGGCAGGCUGGUGAGGAACCAGGCUAGAAUAAAAAUAGCUAUCAGAGAGUUCUAUAAAGAUCUAUACCAUCAGGAAGCUUCUCCGGUGUUGGGGUUCCGAGAAGGUCUUGUGGAAAGGAUAGAUGAGGAAGACUCUGCGAUAUUGGAGGCAAUGCUGUCGGCCGUAGAGAUCAGGGAGGCCGUUUGGGAUUGCGAGUCAUCUAAAGCGCCAGGUUGUGAUGGUUAUAACAUGAAUUUCAUCAAGAGGUGCUGGGCGGAGAUUGGUUCUGAUUUCACGGCUGCUGUGAUGGGAUUCUUCCAGACAUCCAAGUUACCAGCGGAGUCAAAUAUAACUUGGGUGGCGCUGGCACCUAAGUUUUUUGGUGCAAAGGAGAUCAAAGACCUGCGGCCCAUUAGUAUGGUGGGUGUGUGUACAAGGUUAUCUCGAAGGUGUUAG